Quercus lobata is the source of this 1395-nucleotide messenger RNA. RefSeq lists its product as uncharacterized. The record is from RefSeq and is a predicted model, not a curated record. The transcript is spliced from 3 exons. The coding region runs from base 1 to 1395 and encodes 464 amino acids. NCBI's taxonomy places the organism in Eukaryota, Viridiplantae, Streptophyta, Magnoliopsida, Fagales, Fagaceae.
AUGAGGAGAAAGGUUGUUAUAGACGUAGAUCAAGGAAUUCUCCCAUAUGAAGAGGAAUACCACCAUGAGUGCAGAGACAGAAAUUCAUCCUCAAAACGCCUAGGAAAUGACGCUAUAAGUAGAGCACUCAAUCAAAGUUUUAGAUCACCUUUCACAUGCAGAAUUAAGGGAGGGAAACUUCCUCGGCGGUUCACUCAACUCAUGUUCGUCAUCUACAAUGGUCAUACAAACCCGGUGGAGCACGUAAGUCACUUUAACCAGAGAAUGGUUGUACACUCCAAGAACGAGACCUUGAUGUGCAAGGUAUUUCCAUCCAGCUUGGGGCCUGUGGCAAUGAGGUGGUUCGAUGGUCUGGGUGCUGGUUCUAUUGACUCCUUCAAGGAGCUCACACGAGCAUUUGGGUCUCAUUUCAUUACAUGUAGUAAGGUUCCUCAGCCCUUGGAUUCUCUAUUGUCCAUGUCCAUGCGAGAAGCUGAGAUCCUAAAAAUGUACUCGGAUAGGACCUCCAAGGUCAACUUGCCCACCAAGCAUGAUUUGAGAAAAUCCUUGACCAAGAAGCCAGUGAGGAAUGUUCAUCGGCUUAUGGACCGCAUUGAUGAGUACAAGUGGAUCGAGGAAAACCAAAAACAGAGCAAAGGGAAGGGUAAAGUUAUCCCUCAAGAGAGGAGGGAUUUUAGGUUAGAUAGAUACAACAAUAAUAGACCCCGAUGGGAUUUUGCUAGACAAUCUAGAUCCACAGCUUUUCAGGUGGUUAACACUGUGUUCCGAGAACCAGUGCAUCAGGUCUUGGACAAGAUCAAGAACGAGUUAUACUUCAAAUGGCCAAACAAGAUGGAAGGGGACCCCUUGAGGUGCAACCAGAGCCUCCAUUGCCAAUACCACCAAGAGCAGGGGCAUACCAUCGAGGAUUACAGAACUCUGUGGAACCAUCUGGAGCAACUAGUCAGAGAGGGAAGGAGGACUGGUUUUCAUCCUUCCAAGGUGAUGUCUGUAGCUUGGCUGUCAGCUGAGGACUCUAAUUCUGAGCCGAAGAGGGCUAAAGUGGAGAUCCGACCGACAUUGAGUUUUUCGGACGAGGACAAGAUGGGAACCAUCCAGUUGCACGAUGAUGCUUUGGUAGUCACCCUCAAAAUAGGUGGGUACGAUGUGAAGAAGGUGAUGGUAGACCAAGGUAGUGGUGCAAAGAUUAUAUACCCCGACUUAUAUAGAGGGCUGAACCUAAAGCCUGAAGACCUGACAGCCUAUGAUUCACCUUUGGUAAGUUUUGAUGGGAAAGUUGUCAUCCCGAGGGAUCAGAUUAGGUUGCCUAUACAGGCAGGAUCAGAAGUGGUCGAAGUAGACUUCAUUGUGGUGGAUGCAUACCGUCCCUACAUGGCCAUUGUGGCCAAACCCUAG